This is a messenger RNA of Mercenaria mercenaria, 2938 nucleotides long. RefSeq lists its product as uncharacterized. Bases 344 to 1840 code for a protein of 498 amino acids. The record is from RefSeq and is a predicted model, not a curated record. Lineage: Eukaryota; Metazoa; Mollusca; Bivalvia; Venerida; Veneridae. The transcript has 4 exons.
CAGCUCUCCCUUUUGUUUGACGAUAAGCUAUCAAUUUUGACAUUAACUUCGAAUGAUAAUUAAUAAUUUGAAGGUACAUGAAAGCUGGGUACAAUAGACAUUGUAAGUGAAUGCAUGGUACUUACCUGUACCUUACAUUCACUUAAAACAGGUCCAUUGUCAGUGCAUAUUUCGAACUUUCGUGCAUAGUGCAAAACAAAAUUGUAUAAAAUCAUAAAAAAGGAUUUACUGUGAUACCUCCUAAAUGAACAUCUUUUAAUCUGAACUUGGUCAGUGAAAUUGACAAAAGUGUAUUCGACCAAAUGAGAGGCUGCUAAAAUACACCGAAGUGUUUGCACAAGAAAUGAACGGAGGAACGAAUGGCACUAACUUUGAUUUGACAAUGAACUCCGUCAGUACGCCUUCGGUCACAGAUACGACUGCACUGAGCAAUGUGACGACAAUUGACAGCGCAAAGCUCGCGGAGAAUACCACCAGUUUAAAGACGGUGACCUGGGACACAAGCAGGGACGGGGCAUCACAUUUCAGUGGUGUAUCAAGCUUUACAAGCACCGAUGGAAUUACCCGAGGAAAAAUUGAUAAUAGCACGUUGCAGACAUAUGAAAGCAAUGUCUCAACAACUUUGGUAGUGGGAGUUGUGGUUCCAGUUUUGAUUGUUGUCGUUGUUGUUUCCAUCAUUUUGAUUUGUGUGUUUAGAAAACGAGGAUGUAGCAAAGAAAAUGUGAGGGUUUGGCAGAUUGAAAGAACUCACACAAUACCUACACCAAAGCCACACGCAAGUUGGUAUGAAGAAGAUGGCGCUGAAGUUAACAGCGGUUUCAAUCCAGACAUAGAACUACAACCUAGUAACAUAUUUACAAACUCUGACGCCUUUAACCACGACGUGGAGAUAGCUGCAGAAAAAGACCGAUCCUUCAACAGCAGCUACGAAGAAAAAGAAACUGAAGUAUUUGGCUCUGACGAUAAGUCGUAUAAUCUAAAAGAUUAUGUAAUUGAAAGGGACGGAGAAGCAUCGAAUACGGAUUCAGAUCCUGAGAUUACUGAAAAGCAUUCAGAAGAUGACAUAGUAGUGACUCGUGAAGCUGCUUCAGCUGUAAAGGAAUCUACCAUGAAAACCAAAAGGUUUCAGAUAGUUGAAAAUACAAUUGGUGACUACGACUUAGCAGGACCUAUUGGUGGCGAUGAUGUUACAUCAGAGAAUGAAGAUACUGACACAAAUGGUACAGAAGACAAGAAAAGAAUUAUCGCAAAUGGUGAUGUAGAUGAUGGAGAAUAUGUAGCUAUGCAACUUGAAAAUAAUGACAGCGAUAACGUUGAACAGUUUCAGGAAAAUCAGCUAAGAUACACUGAAGACGAUGCAGAUGACAUUUAUACUAAUGUUGACAUAAGGAGAGUACAGAGUAUGCAAGUUACUAGUUUGUCAUAUUUACAGGGUGAAAACCAACCAGAAGAACACUUGCCUAAAAGAAUUGCAAGUGAAUGUGGAUUACAUUCUUCGAGACCACCAGUAGCUCAACCACGUGUAUCAAAAAAGAAGAGACUCGAUCCAAACGACUUUCUACCAGCUGUUCCAGUGAGAGCGCCUGUGAAUGAAACUCAAAGAAGUACAACUGAAACUACAUUUGGGCAAGCACUACACGAGGAACAGUGUUCAGAAGAUGACAGCUUAUCUGAUUCCUCUGGAAUGACUGUAAGAAUUAAUGGAGAUGUUAGGGUUGAUUCUGAUACAGACGAGCCGAAAGCGGAAGAUCUGUAUGACUAUCCAAGGCCACGUAGUCAAGUAUAUGAAGAUGAUGAUCCUGAUUCAAUCUACAAAGUUCCGCCAUCUAGAUAUUCAUAAACUAAAAUAUUCUUGCUCUUCCCGUUAAAUACACAUUCCCUCCCCUCUGAAGUAUUAUCGUGCUGUACUGAACGUUCGUAAUCCAAGAUCUAAUGUCAUUAUAAUUGUUACAUUCUUUUCCUCUGGUAUUUUUGUUUUCCUGACAAUUUGUUAGAACAUGUGAAGGCAUUCUAUAUGAUAGAUAGCAUAUCCACUUUUGGUGGAUUACUUUUCAUCCAAGUUGAAACUACAUUAAAUUUUUGAUACUGUCUGCCUAUUUAGCUCAAUAGGGAGAGCGUAAAUCUUAGAAUUGCUGGUUUUUGACUUUGAUCCGCGAGCGAAGCGUAUAUUCUCCAUGACGAUUUGAUAUUUAUAAAAUAUUGUGUCUAAUUUCAUUUUGUCAUCUGCCUCUGAUUCAUGUGGAGAAGUUAGCAUUUACUUUCGGAGAACAGUUAGUACUGUACAGAAUCAAGGAACACUGGUUAGGUUAACUGAUGAUAAUACUGUAGGAAAAUUGCGCUUUUAACCCAAAUCAAUCAACCAAACAAAUCAGUUCAAUAACAAAUUUCAAAAAUGUGCAUAAAUCGAACGAAUUUAAACACAAAACAAACAAACAGUUUUUUGAAACAUGACGCAACAACAUUACUGGAGAAAUGAAUAGAAAUGUAACGUAUAUAUCUAAGCUUCAGAUCAGUCAACUGCACGUAUUUGAUUCGUAGGCUCAUCAGCAGAGAAGAGUCUAGGGUGCUGAUUUUCUUUAAAAUAAUUCACCACCUUGUUGAAGUCACGAUUCUGGUAAGAGAAAAGGACUCCCUAGCCAAAAAUAUCCAGGAAUUUCAUUUAUCCUGACAACCAUCGCGGCAUGGAACUCUAUCCAUCACCCAUACAAAGUUACACUUCAGGUGCUAAUUAUUUGAACCACAUGUUGCAUCCGAACUUAUCUUCAGAAUGUAGAUACCAAAGGUAUUUUUAUCAGUUUUAAAGCUAGUGAAUCAGGUAUAAGGUGGCCAAUGAAUUUGUUUGAAACAUUAACCUUAUUUACACUUGUUUUUUGUUUGCCCGUUUCUUAAAACAUAAUUGGAUUUUCACUAGAUGUAUUUAAAAUUUGAUUUUCCAAUC